This is a messenger RNA of Leptosia nina, 588 nucleotides long. The record is from the annotation of a GenBank genome assembly. Lineage: Eukaryota; Metazoa; Arthropoda; Insecta; Lepidoptera; Pieridae.
AUGACAGGAUCUCAGGUGUGCAACAAGGUGUUUGGCAACGCGUCUGCUUUGGCGAAACACAAGCUAACGCAUAGUGAUGAGCGAAAAUAUGUUUGCAUUACCUGCGCAAAGGCAUUCAAGCGGCAGGAUCAUCUGAACGGACACAUGCUAACACACAGGAAUAAGAAGCCCUACGAAUGCAAAGCAGAUGGAUGUGGCAAGUCCUACUGUGAUGCUCGUUCACUGCGAAGGCACACUGAAAAUCACCACCAUCCCGAUAAGAACGGCAGCAAGGAGAGUUCGGGCAGUAUUGAACGUGAGCCGACUGCUGCCCGCGUCGCGUCUCCCAUCUCGCCAGCGCGUGCGACCCUCUCAGAAAUGAGUAAUGGCUCUGAAAAAACCAGUAUCACGACGACCAUCACCACUAACGGUGAUAACACACCACCUCGAACGCCACCAGCUCAACCAACGCCAACAACUGCGCCAGCUCGACCGAAACCAAAAACAGUGAAACCAAAAAUAUUGCCUGUGACUAUUGACUCUGACACCAGCCACAAUAGACCUCAGCGGGACUCUAUUGAAAGACAAUCCGCGUCGGAAUCACACUGA